AUGCCCAGGGAACGAAUUCCUCUGUCCUACACCAACGCUUUCAAGCUGCAACUCGUGCUCGACUACAUCGCCGCCGCCAAGGACGGCAUGACCAGAAAAGCGUUUUGCACGCUACGCGAUGUCAAACGCUCAACGCUGCAAACAUGGCAGCGGAAGCUCAAUAAGCUGAUCGCUGUGUCGGAGCGCCGAGGAACAGCCCACCCGUCUCGCGCAAACAGGCUGACACUUGGAGGCAGCGGCCGAGUCUCACCGUCCGCGCCUGUCAAAGACGCCGUUGUGACCUUCAUCAAGGCCGCGAGGCGGGAGGAACAAGUGGUGACGCGCGACAGGAUAAUCGCAAAGGCAGCGGAGCUGGCGCCGGCGUUCAUGGAGGGCAAAAGCGUCGACGCCCCCGGGAAAAAGGGACUGGGAUUUUGCCAUCGCUGCCGGAUACAGCCGACGGCUGGGAACAAGAGAAAGUAA
Phytophthora sojae is the source of this 462-nucleotide messenger RNA. RefSeq lists its product as hypothetical. The transcript has a single exon. Bases 1 to 462 code for a protein of 153 amino acids. NCBI's taxonomy places the organism in Eukaryota, Oomycota, Peronosporomycetes, Peronosporales, Peronosporaceae. The record is from RefSeq and is a predicted model, not a curated record.